AUGAUAGGUGUACAAUUGAGGAGAGUUGUCUUAUCAAGCUUGAUCUUGGUUAUUGUCGUCACACCAACGAUUUGUGAAUUAUUGGAUGAUGUAGCAAGACUCGAAGCCAUGGGCUUCUCCGACACUAGACGAUUGCGCACGAGUCUCGAAGACGGUGACGAUGGGCGAGCGGCUGAAAGGCAUAACUGCGAACAGGUAGAAUGUAGCGAUACAGGCCAUUGCGACGACGCUGGAUGUCGCUUUGAUUGUGAUACUGGAGCCGGUAGAUGUCACGAGGGGGGCACUCAAACUUGA
Molecule: messenger RNA, 294 nt
Organism: Melampsora larici-populina 98AG31
Lineage: Eukaryota; Fungi; Basidiomycota; Pucciniomycetes; Pucciniales; Melampsoraceae
Exons: 1
Coding region: 1-294 (97 amino acids)
Source: RefSeq, a predicted model, not a curated record